This is a messenger RNA of Osmerus eperlanus (European smelt), 1887 nucleotides long. RefSeq lists its product as uncharacterized. The record is from RefSeq and is a predicted model, not a curated record. Bases 92 to 1057 code for a protein of 321 amino acids. The transcript is spliced from 10 exons. Lineage: Eukaryota; Metazoa; Chordata; Actinopteri; Osmeriformes; Osmeridae.
UAUAAUUAAGAAGAAAGGCAACACCGCCACAGUGAUAAAGCAAAGAGAAAAAGCGUGGCAAAGUAUUGCAGACCGCCUGAAUGCAUUAAACAUGAACGGGCCAAAACGGACAUGGCAGCAGGUCAAAAUCAAAUACAAGAACAUUCUGCAGAAUGCAGUGAAAAAGAAUACCCACAGACAAGGCACGGGUGGUGGGUCACCAAAGGCUGACCUUACCCCAGCAGAGGACAUGGCCUUGGAGCUAAAUAAAGGCAGGCCCGUCUUAGAGGGGAUCCCUGGGGGAAAAGAGACGAGCAUAGGUUCCUCCCAAGAUGCCACCCGCUUCAUUCAAGUGUCUGGCAGCACUGUGUUCCUGUUAGAGCCACCAGCACAAGCACCAGACGAUGCUGAUCCAGGUGAAGGCCCCAGUGCAGCAGCAACAGCACAUGAUGGAGACGAUGAUGAGGAGGAGACCAUCUCUCUGGAUUCCAGAAGGCAUGAGGACCCAGAUGCUAUACAGUGGGAAAACCAGCCUGGCAACAUAAGCUCACAAGCUAUCAGAAAGUUGUAUGGCAACCACCUCCGGCGCCAAAUAGAACUGGCAGACAUAGACAUUCAGUACAAGAAGAAAAAGAUGGAAAAUCUUGCACUGGAGUCCGAAAUAAAAAAGAGGACAAUUAGGAAACUGGACCUUGAAAUAAAAAAACUUGAGAGGGAGCUCCAAGAAGAUGACACAGCUGAUGACCAUCUAUAUGAAAGAUACAGGUUUUCUGCAGAUGGCAUCAGGUAUCUAUGCAGACUACUGGGUCCCAGGAUUAAGCACCGCACUGCACGGAGCCAUGCACUGAGUGUGGAGCAAAUGGUUUGUGUGGCCUUGCGCUUUUUUGCUAGUGGAGCCUUCCUGUACUCAGUGGGGGAUGCAGAACAGCUGAACAAGGCCACAAUUUGCCGCACAAUAAGGAGUGUGUGUCUGGCUAUCAAAGCAUUAGCAGAUGUCUUCAUCUCCUUCCCUGGCCACAGAAGACUCUGUGACAUCAAAGAGGAGUUCUAUAGGAUUGCAGAUGGUCUGCAAUGCUGACUGUGUGAUCAGCAAUGUUGUGGCAAAAUGGCCUGGCUCAGUCCAUGACUCCAGAUUCUUUCGGGCCUCUGAAAUCUAUCAGUGCCUAUCACAAGGUGAAUUCUCUGGUGUGUUGCUGGGAGACAGGGGGUAUGGCUGCCAGCCUUUUCUCCUGACACCUUUCACAGACCCCCAGGAAACACAGCAGGCCUACAACCAUGCCCAUGCCAGGACCAGGGCCAGAGUUGAAAUGACCUUUGGCCUCCUGAAGGCACGCUUUCACUGCCUUCACAAAUUAAGGGUCAGCCCUGUUAGGGCAUGUGAUAUUACUGUGGCUUGUGCUGUCCUCCACAAUGUGGCCUGCCUGAGGAAGGAGAGGGCCCCCAGAGUGCCACCAGCCAUGGACUGGGACAAUCCGGCAAUCUUCCCUGAUGACGACAGUGGUCGGCUGCUGAGGGACCAAUAUGUGUUGAAUUAUUUUAGUUAGUAUGUGUGCUUUCAAUUUUGGUUAAAUAUGUCCUGCGGUGGCAGAGGAAUUUGGUUUUUUUUGGGUUCGUUUUUUUUUACGAAUUUGGCCUCUUAUGAUGUUUGUGCGGUAUACUGUGUGUAAUACAAGGCUGCAGGGAGGCUACUGCAUCCAUUCAUUUGUCUGUUCAGUUGAUGUGUAUGGAUUUGUGCAGACAUGCAGGGUGUGUUAUAUACAGACCUUUGAAUGUGUAUGUAUCAUUUUGUAUAAUAUGCUUGGAUUCUGUGCUUUCCAUCUUGUAGAGUCACUGUGACUUCAGUUUCGAAAGGAGCUGAUGGUUUACCUGCUUUGUUUUGUCCUUAUUCAAUAAAGGAACAUAAUGUUA